Coregonus sp. 'balchen' is the source of this 2850-nucleotide messenger RNA. The record is from the annotation of a GenBank genome assembly. Lineage: Eukaryota; Metazoa; Chordata; Actinopteri; Salmoniformes; Salmonidae.
GUACAGGUUGUAGUUAAUCAUUUCUUGUCCCACAAGCCACGACACAUCCACACUGGCAGACAGUAGCUAGCUGCAGCUUAUUGCUAUAGAAACUUAUCCUUUCAAGAAGACCAGCCAUGUUAUGUGGGGUAUCCUUAGUUGUGCUCCUGGCUCUAUUGGGUUUGGGGAGUCAGGGUUUGGAUAAUCCCUUGGCGGACCCCCAUCCUGACCUACCAGCGGACAAGGACUUGUUCUGGGGAGCGGACCAGUAUGACUUUGCUGUCGUGCUGCGUGCCUCCGGACUGGAGUGCUUCUGGCACUUUGCACACCAAGGGGAGCGCUUCUACUUUACUUUUAUGGUAAGAUGUUAUUCCACAGUUUAGUAGUACAAUAACAGGAUAUAUAUUUUUAUUGUGCAACAUAUUUAUCUUGUAAAGUUAUGCCUACUAAUUACUGCCUCGCUUGGCCUGAACAUUUAUUAAAAGGCUUAAAAUGAGUCUGUAUAAUAUUCAGAUAAAAAGUACAUCUGUUCAGGGCUUAUGCCAUUGUCAUUUACUGAGACAGUCUACAGAGCACCCAACAUAUGGUUUGCAGCACAUGGUUGUCCCAUAUGACGGUGAACGAGAUCCGUCUGUCUGUGUUUAGGUCCAGUGGGUGACUGGUGUUGGCAAUGACAGACACUUAUCCGUCACUGUCAACUCUCCUAAAGGCUUGCUGUUGUCCAAAAUUGACGAAGCUACGGGUCAAAUCAACUUUAUAGCUGAAGAGACCGGUACAUUGUUCCUCCUUUGAACGUGCACACACACACACAAGGUGCAUGAAACAUUUUCCCUUUGAAAUGUGGUGGAAGUAUGUCAUUUCUUUUUCUUUUGAAUUCUAGGUUUCUAUCAAAUGUGCUUGAGCAACUUCCACAACCGAUUUGGCAGCAUGCAGGUCUUCCUCAACUUUGGGGUGUACUAUGACGGUUCUGAUGACCAACAGAAACAGAAGGAGGAGGAGAAGAAGAUGAAGGAGGAAGUCCAAAAAGAUCUGAACAACACUCUGUCCACCAUAGUGGUAAUGGCUCCAUUUGGGGUUUGACUGCAUGUACAGUACAAUAUGUUACGAUAACUUUAUUGUCCAUUGACAUGGAAAUUAACUUGAGGUCAGCAUACACAUACAACAAAAUCGUAUUGUCGGAUAUCACGUCUCAUAUAUUGUGAGGUUUAAAGAACAGCAAGGGGAGCUCUGCCUACCAUACAGGUUCUUAAAGUGAUGCUCCAGAAUUGUUGUAUACUUUCAGCCAGUAGUUUUGAAAGUGGUGCUCACGAGCCAAAACAGGUCCCCUUAUGUAUAUGUCCUUAGAAGCUGUGUGAAUAUAAAGUCACUGCAGCCUUAGAUGGCUGCACCAGAGAAGUUUGUGGCACUAUAGAUGUCAUUGGCACCAGAGGAUACUAGAGCAAUAACUAUUGACUUUGUAAUAAAUAAGGUAAUGAGUCAGGCCAUAGGUUCGAUUUAAAUUAUAAAGUCAAUCUCAAUGUGACAUGGAUUUAAGAGGAAUAGCGUCGAGACUGGUGCAAAAAAAUAUGGAAGAAAACUCACCCAUGUUUACACCAAUUGGAUGCUUUUUAACUUUAGUAGUACAUGUACGAAGAAUCAAGUUCGCUACCUAGACGAUCUUUCCCCGCUAGCUAUUGAUAGCUAGUGAUAUUGAUGGACAAGCUAGGUCUUUCUGAAUCAUCACCAUUUCCUGGCCGCAUUUAACCGGCAGAUUCAGUAGCUUGAGAACUCCCCAAAAGCUUGAAACCCCCCAUUAGAUUUCUGCGCAUUUUAUUUUUUAUUUUUUAAAUUAACACAAUUCAUGGUUAUUACAUUUUGCCCAUAGGGUGCCUGUUUAUGCUCUGAGUGGUUGCAAUAUUUUGCCACUCAUUGAGUCCCAAACCCUGCCGACUACUGCCAAAUGUGACACCCUGGUCGAGAAGGGCUGUGACUAAACUCAGUUCAGUACCAUAGAUCCGCCUACACCACCAGGCAGGUAACAGUUCACAAGUUCAUUUCCCCCCUCCCAGUUUCAGCUUCCUAAACCAAGAUAGCUUUGCAAACAAAAUGGAGGGAGGAUAUAACACAAAACAAUCAAAUCAAACAAAAACCUGUUUCAGUGUAGGGAAACCAUAACACAACUUUAGUCAUCAUUCCAUCAAAGUAAUACUUAUUUUAGAAACACCAACGCCCUACACCUGGGCAGCCGCACCUCAAACAACGGAAACAAGGGUUAUAAAGAGAGCCAAUCACAUAGAGAACAAAUCACAUUGCUCAAUGAAUCAAUCAAUUACCAUGCUCUCAAUUAAGCGCAUAUGGGCAUGCACAGUAAUAAGGGCAUUUAUCACACCUGUGACAAUAUCAUACGUUACUAAAACGUAAACAUGCCCAAACAUACUACAACUUACUGUUAAAAUACUUGAGUAGGUGUAACUACUUGCUAAAAUUAAAUUUUUGCAUUUUCACAAUUUUUGACUUAGUCAAUGACUGAACGGUAAUAUAUGUCUGAAUAUAUGACGCAAUUAAUGUAUUAGGCCUAUCUGUGGCAUUAAUUAUGUCAGUUGGUGUUAAAUAAUAAUAACGUUUUAACAACACUACUCUCCAAACCACUUUUAGGAGACUUCCCAUCGCGUGGAGGGCUACGUCUUCCACAUGUUUCGACAUUACAACUUUGGCCGCAUGAGGAGAGGCACUGACUACUACCUCCUCCUCUCCAACUCCAAAUACAUCACCUGGUGGUCUGCGGUCCAGAGUGUGGUCAUUGUCAUGGCGGGCUACCUGCAGCUCUUUUUCCUCAAGAGGCUCUUCAACACCAAGCCCACUACAGAGGCACCAGAGAAACCUCGCUGCUGA